CCGUUCCUUGGGUCUGCGGUAAACCUUCGACAGCCGUCGCUGUUUGUGCUGCGUUGUGAUAAAAGCUGCUCAUCUGGGAAAAAAUGGGUGAUUUUAUGCCUGGCCGAAUAUGCGGAGGUACUUCUGAAGUCAAGCCUGCCACUCCUGAAAUUCAAAGUUUGUGCGAUCAGAUCAGAGCUGCUGCAGAAGAGAAAGCUGGGAGGAAGUUUUCAGAUUUCAAAGCCGUUUUCUUUCGCAGUCAGUGUGUUCAAGGAGCAAACUACUUUGUUAAGGUUGCUGAUGGUGAUGAAUGUGUACAUGUACGUAUAUAUAAGAAACUUCCUUGUUAUGGGGGAGAAAUAAGUCUCGAUGGCAUCCAGACAUCAAAGACCCAUGAGGACCCAUUGGUUUACUUUUAACUGUAAGCCUUUAACUUCCUGUCCAGCUGUAUGAAUCCAUAUAAUGAAGAAAAGGUUUCUGCUGACAAAAUAAUCUACCAUUGAGAACAGACUGCAUUGGCUUUCAUUUCUUUAGAAAAUGCAAGCCAUCAGCAUAGCAUGCUGUAAUGGUGUCUUAAACAUGUUCUUUUUCUCUAAACAGUACAGAAAAUGUAUAUUUUAUAGUGUAUAUAGUUUUACAUUUGUGUUAAGCUCAUUAUAUUGUAAACUGUGUUCUGAAUAUAUCUUUGAAAUAAAAAUGCAUUUUGGUA
This is a messenger RNA of Protopterus annectens (West African lungfish), 688 nucleotides long. RefSeq names its product cystatin-B-like. Gene Ontology annotation, molecular function: cysteine-type endopeptidase inhibitor activity. Gene Ontology annotation, cellular component: cytosol. The coding region runs from base 84 to 398 and encodes 104 amino acids. The transcript has 3 exons. The record is from RefSeq and is a predicted model, not a curated record. Lineage: Eukaryota; Metazoa; Chordata; Ceratodontiformes; Protopteridae.